Thamnophis sirtalis is the source of this 1032-nucleotide messenger RNA. Lineage: Eukaryota; Metazoa; Chordata; Lepidosauria; Squamata; Natricidae. The record is from RefSeq and is a predicted model, not a curated record.
AUGGCUGAACAAAAUGCUACUGAUAUACAAGGAGAGAGUAUAGAGGAAUGUACUCACAACUGUUUUGAAACCUGUAUCAAACAAUUUAUAGAAUGUUCCAAAUUGCCACGUAACUCAAGCUUUAAUUUGAAUCAAGUUCCAUGCCAUUGCAACUUCUGUUGCAAAGAAAAAAAACAGACCAAGUUGGAGUUUGAAAAGGACAAUACCUUUAUUUCCUUACGAUCACCACACAAAAUGGAAAAUAUUUCAGGCGGCAAGCUAUCAGAAGAAAUUAAGGAAAAUGAUUUUGAGGUGUUAGGAUCACCAGCCCUUCUAGUAGAAAGUGGAGAAGAAGGAGAGAAAUCAUGUGCAAAACAGUUUAGCAAGUCUAAGGGCUUUUCUUCAGGAAAAGAAAUGGAGGAGUUAUGUAUUGAAGAACCAGCCUCUAAACAAAUAAAAAGAAGUUCAGCUACUUUAAAGCCAGAAGAGGAAUGUGAAUUUUUAAUAGAGGAAUAUUUGUCUUCUGCACCUUGGUUUUCAAUUUCUGGAAAGAAACAAAAACUACCGAAAAGGACAACAUCUGCUUCCUUUGAAGGAAGCCAGGAAGCUAAGCAGCAUAAUAAAAUAAAAAAAAAUAAAAGGGAGUUGAAGAAAACAGUUAUGCCAAUUCCAUUACAGGAAAUAAAUACAACAUUAUGUAAUGUUGGUGAAAGAUGUUUUGAUGGAUUUCAAAAUGCUUCAAGAAUUAAACAAGUAAUAGCUGUGGAGAAUAAUAAAUCACAAUUGGUUAUGCCUUUUGUUACCUCCCAAGAAACAAGGAAACAAAUUCAUUCUAAAAAUAACUAUAAAAAUUCAGGAGAAAUGCAUAACACAAGUUACCCAAAAAGUAAAAAGCGAGCAAAAGGCCGUAUACCUUUACUAGAAGCAGAUGAAAAGUUAUCAGUCCAGAUACAACCUCUAGAAAUUACAAAACAAAGCUUAUCACGGAAUAAGCUGACCACACUGAGAAAAGUGCAAUAUGAAAAACAAGAGGACUCAGGAGUCAUGCCAUAA